Molecule: messenger RNA, 3834 nt
Organism: Portunus trituberculatus (swimming crab)
Lineage: Eukaryota; Metazoa; Arthropoda; Malacostraca; Decapoda; Portunidae
Gene: FER
Product: tyrosine-protein kinase Fer-like
Exons: 17
Coding region: 165-2993 (942 amino acids)
Biological process (GO): peptidyl-tyrosine phosphorylation
Molecular function (GO): non-membrane spanning protein tyrosine kinase activity; ATP binding
Source: RefSeq, a predicted model, not a curated record
AAAAAAAACAAAAACGAAAAUAAGUGAAAAAAUAAUAAAAAUAGUGAACAACAACAACAACAACAACAACAAGGGGAAAAACAGAGAGGGGAAUCGAACCCAGGAACGGUCGCCCCUCUGAACAGUGCCACGCCACAGUGCCACGCCACAGUGCCAGCCUCGUGAUGGAGCUCCUCUCCCAUAUAUACGGGUUACAGUACCGCUUGUGGAACUGGUGGCACGGAUCAGCGAUGGGGUUCAGCGCAGCCCUUCAGGGGGAGAUGGGCCACGCUGCUGUGCUGGGGAGACAAGAUGCUGAGUUACGCCUGCUGGACACUAUGAGACGGAUUCUAGUAGCAAGAGCGAAGUGUGAUAGGGAGUACUCAGCAGCAUUGACUCAGCUUGCCCGCACUGCUGACAAAAUGGACUCCCCUGAUCCACUCCUCGAUGACUCAAAACUCCAUAAGGCGUGGCGGGUGAUGGUGGACGGGCUGGAGGACUGGAGCAGCACCAUGAGAGAGAACGCAGACACACUGGUGGCGGACACGGUGGAGAAACUGGUGCAGCUUAUAACAGAGAAGAGAGCGUCACGGAAAGUCUACUACGAGGAACACCAGCGCAUCACCAACGAAGUGUCCAGGUUGCAGGACGCGGUUGGAAAGGCGCGGGGUUACUACGAACAGACGCUGGAACUUUACAAAUCCUCGAAAACCAAGUAUGAAGAUCAGUUCUUGAAGGGUAAGCCCGGCAGGAGACUAGACGAGCUGAAGGAGAGAUAUCAGAAGGCUUGUCGCAAACUUCACCAAACCCACAAUGACUAUGUUCUGCUCCUGUGCGAGGCCGCUGACUACGAGAGGGACUUCAGGACCGUCUUACUCCCGGGACUGCUGGAGUAUCAAGAGAGGGUGCAGGAGGACAUGGUGGAUAAGUGGCGGUCCAUUCUCCUGGAGGUGUGGGAGCUGACAGACACGUCGAAGGGGCGGUACAGUGAGAUCCAGGCUGAAGUAGGCUCUGCUGUAAAUGCUAUCUCCUCCAGGACAGAGUACAGUGCCUUCUCUGAGGAAAACAAGAGCCCACCACCUGAACCAGUGUCCUUCGAAUUCUGCAGCGACUUACUGGGGGACGGCGUGGGGUCCUUACAGCCAGGGAGACUCGCCGUGGACUCCUUAACCGUGGACUCUCUCAGGUUACGCCUUACUGAUAUAGAGCACAGGCUGAAGGAGGUGACGGCGGAGCUACGAGAGAAACAAAACCUCCUGAACCAGCACGAGACGGAGGUGGCCACGAUCCGGAAGGGCAUGGGCGCCGGGGGUGUUGGAGGUGUGGGGAUGUUCCAGGAUUCCCCUCAUUCUGCUUCCAGACUCCCGGUUCUAAAGAGAGCGAGUGACGUGUUGCAUCGAGAGCUGAACGAACUAAGGUGUAAGGAGUCGUGGCUUCAGCACCAGCACAGCCUCAUUCACGACCCCCUGGCUGCUCUUGGCUGCGACGACCCCCCCGCCAACCAACCCUGGGAAGCCACGCACGUCAAUGGAGACUCGACAUGCAAAUCAAAAUCCCUCCUGUCUCUCAAUUUUGCGCACCAGCGUGACAGCCUCUCCCUCAAGUCACGCUCCACUGCCAUCAAGGAACUGCUUCGGAAACCCUUUAGGAAAGCUAGUGACUCCCCCGCCUCCACGCCCCCCACCCCCAGCCGGGCAGGGACAGAGGAGCCGCCCCCUGUCACCUCCCCCGCCGACCAGCACUCCCUCAACGAUCUCGCCAUGACCCCCGACGGCGCUACGACCCCCGUGGACCACCCCCAGGCCACCUCCCCAGGGUACCCCAAUGCCCCAGGGUUGCCGCUGUGCCCUGGGGGUCCUGGGGCCGUGGUAAAUGGUAUCCCUGAGUUGACAUAUGACCCUGACCGGUGUCUGGAGGACGAGCCGUGGUUCCAUGGGGUGUUGCCGCGGGAGGAGGUGGUGCGCCUGCUGGUGGAGGAGGGGCACUACCUGGUGAGGGAGACCACGAGGAACGACGAGCAACAGAUUGUCCUCUCCGUCUGCUGGGGCUCUCAUAAACACUUCAUUGUCCAAACCACGCCUGAGGGUCACUAUAGGUUCGAGGGGCCGGCGUUCCCCACCAUACAGGAGCUGAUCCUAUACCAGCACCAGUGUGGGCUGCCCGUCACCAACAAGUCUGGGGCCAUCCUGCGCACACCCAUCUUCAGGGAGCGAUGGGAACUUAAUAACGAUGAUGUGGAGCUCAGGGAGAAGAUAGGAAGGGGUAACUUCGGCGACGUGUACAAGGCGCGGCUAAGGGACUCAGGGCUGGAGGUGGCUGUGAAGACCUGCCGCGUCACCCUGCCAGACGAACAGAAGAAGAAAUUCCUACAGGAGGGGCGUAUCUUGAAACAAUAUGACCACCCCAAUAUCGUGAGGUUCAUUGGUAUAUGCGUUCAGAAACAACCCAUUAUGAUCGUCAUGGAGCUGGUGCCGGGCGGGUCUUUACUAAGCUUCGUCAGGAACCACAAGGGACAGCUGACAGUGAAGCAGAUGAUGGGGAUGUGCCUGGACACCGCCUCUGGGAUGGCUUACCUUGAAUCUAAGAACUGCAUCCAUAGAGACUUGGCUGCCAGGAACUGUCUUGUGGGUCACAGAAACAGCGUCAAAAUCUCAGACUUCGGCAUGUCUCGGGAGGAGGAGGAAUACUACGUUAGUGACGGAAUGAAGCAGAUACCCAUUAAGUGGACCGCCCCGGAGGCUCUCAAUUUUGGUAAAUACACUUCCCUCUGUGACGUGUGGAGUUACGGCGUCCUGUGCUGGGAAAUAUUCUCGUCAGGGGAAGUGCCCUAUCAUGGUUACUCCAACACCAAGGCACGGGAAAUGAUCGACACAGGUUACAGAAUGCAGGCGCCCCUCAACACCCCAGACACGAUGUACCAGCUGAUGUUAAAGUGUUGGCAGUAUGACCCAGAUAAUAGGCCUCACUUCCCAGAGAUCUACAGUAGUGUGCAUGACAUCUGCAUGAGUCUAUAACGUUAACCUGACGGAGGGGCUGACGGAGGGAGGUGAACAGGAGAAGAGAAAAAUUGGAAAAAAAUUAAGGAACAAUGUUUUUAAAGUGAAAGAAGGAAGAGGAGGAGGAGGAGAAGAAGGAGGAUUUGAAAUUAUAUCUAUGUGUCUUUAGUGCCUGACGGGGGGGCUGACGGAGGGAGGUGAACAGAAGAGAAAAAUUGAAAAAAAAAAAAAAUGAGAACUGUGAUUUUAAAGUGAAUGAAGGAAGAGGAGGAGGAGAAGAAGAAGAAGGAGAAUACGUAAGGAUGUUUAAAUGAACCUAUAAUGCCUGACGGAGGGGCUGACGGAGGGAGGUGAAGAGAAGAAGAGAAAAAAAUAGAAAAAAAAAUUAAGGGACAGUAGUUUUAAAGUGAAUGAAGGAAGAGGAGGAGGAGGAGAAGGAGGAGGAUUUUAAACAUCUAUGUGUCAUUAGUGCCUGACGAAGGGGAUGAAGGAGGGAAGGUGAAGAGAAGAGAGAAAAAAAAUAGAAAAAAAGAAGGAAUAGUGAUUUUAAAGUGAAUGAAGGAGAAAAAGAAGGAGAAAAUACAUAAGGACAUCUGAAUGAACCUAUAAUGCCUGACGGAGGGCAGACGAAGGAAGGUGAAGAGAAAAGAAGGAAAAAAAAUAGAAAAAUGAAGGAAGUGAUUUUAAAGCGAAUGAAGGAGAAAAAGAAGGAAAAGAAGGAAAAUUAACGAUACCUAUCUAUUUUUAGUGCCUGACGGAGUGGCUGAAGGAGGGAGAUGAUGAAAGGAGAGAAAAAAAAUAGAAAAAAUGAAAAAAUUGAGAAAAAAAUGAAGGAGAAGAAGGAGGAGGAGGAAAAGAA